GCUAGUUUUAGGUUUAGCCUUCGUCUCUUAUGUAAUCCUAUUAGGAUUAGACGCUCGGUUCAACUGAUUCCCCAUGUUUCUCCGUAAUAAUAAUAAACCCUUUCCCUUCUACAUGUAUUCUCUGGUGCUAUCAAGUUCAAUGGAUUCCGAUUCCGAUUCUGAAGGUUUCCAGUUUCGUCGGACCUCCUUCCACGGAGUCAUAAAGCGGGAACCAUCUCCGGCGGCCGGUCAAAACAUAGUUGAGCGGCUGAAGACCCACAUCAUCGGACAGGAAGAAGCGGUGGAGGCAAUCAGCCGCACCGUCUACCGCGCUUCGACCGGUAUCACGGACCCAAACCGACCCGUUGCGAGCAUCCUCUUCUCCGGUCCCACCGGCGUCGGCAAAACAGAGCUCGCCAUUGCCCUAGCGAUCGAGUUCUUCGGGUCGAAAGAAUCCUCAAUCCGACUGGACAUGAGCGAGUACAUGGAGAGGCACACCUUAUCAAAACUCUUGGGCUCCCCACAUGGCUACUACGAUCACGAAAAGGGCGGCCAAUUGACGGCGGCGAUCCAGAAGAACCCCAACUCCGUUGUCCUAUUCGACGAAAUCGAAAAGGCCCACGUGGACGUCUAGGACGAGCUUCUCCAGAUCCUUGAUUACGGCACCAUGAAGGACGGGCGUGGGAAGAAAUUCGAUUCGGAGGCGCCAUCGUCAUCCUGACGUCGAACAUCGGCCAGGGGGCCCUGAUUCAGGGGAUUCCCGACGAAGCGGCCGCGAAAGUUCGGGUUAUGGAGGAGCUAAAGUGGGAAUUUCGACCUGAAUUUUUGAAUAGACUGGAUGACAUUGUGAUAUUCAGGCCGUUGGCGCCAGAGGAUUUGAGGAAGAUCGUCGAGAUCAUGUUGAUGAAAUUGGCUGAGAGGGUGAAGUCGAGGAAGGGGAUGAUAAACUAUCGGAAAUAAUCGGAACAGAAUUGA
This is a messenger RNA of Linum trigynum, 954 nucleotides long. The record is from the annotation of a GenBank genome assembly. Lineage: Eukaryota; Viridiplantae; Streptophyta; Magnoliopsida; Malpighiales; Linaceae.